Lodderomyces theae is the source of this 2154-nucleotide messenger RNA. RefSeq lists its product as uncharacterized. The coding region runs from base 1 to 2154 and encodes 717 amino acids. The record is from RefSeq and is a predicted model, not a curated record. NCBI's taxonomy places the organism in Eukaryota, Fungi, Ascomycota, Pichiomycetes, Serinales, Debaryomycetaceae. The transcript has a single exon.
AUGAGGUUAUUGAAUCUUCAGUUGUUUGUCUUGCUUGUGUCUCCGAUAUAUGCGUCGCUGACCUUUUUUCCAAAUUCAUUUACAGAUUGCAGCCAUCCGAACCCACCACCAUUAUGUGAGAUCAAAAACUUGUAUUGUGAUAACAUCCCCUUGCCAAAAACUACUAAGCUCACAGUGAAUGCUGCUUUUGUUAUUUCAGACGCUGUCAAGAAUAGUGAUAAUAGUUAUAGCCUUGUUGGUAAUUAUCAAGCUGAGGAGUACAAUCAAUUGUUUACCAACUUUGCUCAAAACGUUGAUCAAAUUUAUGUCACUGGUACAGGUCUUAGUGAUGCCACCAUUUACAGCAGUAAAUUGACCUCCAACCAAGCCACUAACCCCUUCCAAUGGUCUUCCAAAUUUAGCUGCAAGCCUCAAAUCAAGAAUGGUAAGUGUUGCUUGCCCGACGAUUUUCAACUUUGGUACAAGUUUAAACAAGGGGGACCAGGGAGUGCAGCUAUAAAUGCUGUAUUUGGUCAACCCCUUGCAAGCUACUACGUAGUUAGCCAAAUAUCAGGUACUGUUCAACCUUACGAUCCAAACACUUUGUUUAGUCAGCAACAGACAUUUCGGAAAAGAGAUGAUCAAGACAAUGAUGUCAGUGAUAUGGUAGAGUUUGAUAAGAGAAGUGGGAAUUCCUUGGUUACCCUUUUGCAAGGUUGCUCGGAUGACUUCCACGGUAUCAAACAAUUCUGCUGGGAUUGUGACUGUCCUCCAUCAUCCAGCUCCUCAACACCAUCUUCAUCAGAGCCACCUUCUUCAUCAGAACCACCAUCUUCAUCAGAACCACCAUCUUCAUCAGAACCACCUUCUUCAUCAGAACCUCCAUCAAGUUCUGAACCACCUUCUUCAUCUGAGCCACCUUCUAGUUCUGCACCCCCAAGCUCAUCGGAAUCACCAAGUUCUUCUAUUCCACCAUCUAGUUCUUCUAUUCCACCAAGUUCUUCUGUUCCACCAAGUUCUUCUGUUCCACCAAGUUCUUCUGGACCAGCAAGUUCUUCUGGACCAGCAAGUUCUUCUGUUCCACCAAGUUCUUCUGUUCCACCAAGUUCUUCUGUUCCACCAAGUUCUUCUGGACCAGCAAGUUCUUCUGGACCAGCAAGUUCUUCUGGACCAGCAAGUUCUUCUGGACCAGCAAGUUCUUCUGUUCCACCAAGUUCUUCUGGACCACCAAGCUCUUCUGUUCCAGCAUCAAACUCAGCUUCGUCUUAUCCACCUACUUCCUCUGUUCCAUCCGGUAGUGGAGUGGUUGAAACAUCGACGAUUGGCUCUACUACUGUUAUAACGGUUACUUCCUGUUCGCAUGACAUUUGUUCAACCAUAACUGAAACUACCGGGUUAACCGUCAUCACUGAGGGCACUACUGUCUACACUACAUACUGUCCAUUGACAACAACAACGACGACUUCGACACCAACUAGCGGCAAAGGCAAUGGAGCUGGAAAUGGUAAUGGCAAUGGAGCUGGAAAUGGUAACGGGUCUGGCUCUGGAAGCGGAACAGGAAGCGGUAACGCGGCAGGCCAUGGAAAUGGAUCGGGAUCUAUCACUGUUAUCACGGUUACUACUUGCUCAAAAGGUGGCUGUUCUACCAUCACUGAAACUACUGGAUUGACAGUCAUUACAGAAGGUACUACAGUCUACACCACUUAUUGUCCAUUAACAACUUCGCCAACUAGUUCCACCACUAUUGGUGGAGCUGGAAGUGGAUCAGGAACAGAAGCUGGAAGUGGGUCAGGACCAGGCGCUGGAAGUGGAACAGGAACUGGAACAGGAGCUGGAAGUGGAUCAGGAUCAGGAACAGAAGCCGGAAGUGGACAAGGUAACGGACCAGGUAACGGAUUAGGUAGUGGAUCAUCACCAGGAGCAGAAUCAGGAUCUAGUGCUGUUGGCGUAUCAGAAACAGAAUCCACUGCACCUCCAAUCGGUCCAGGUCAAGGAAAUGGUGUUGCUCCAUCGGCUUCAACGCAAGUCACUUCAGCUACUCAACAGACCGUUUUGGCAGAAUCAACAUCAUCUGAAUCCAGUCCUCCUCAAUUUUCACCACUUGUUGGUGACGGAACGUCUGUGAAGUUAUCGAUGGGAGGUGCGUUAGUCGCUGCUGUUGUUAUGUUACUUUAA